CUCUGGGUUCUCUGUGCCUUUGGCCAGAUGGUUUGUAUGGGUGGAUCCCACCAACACUUCCAUCCUCAUUCCAUUAAGAUCCCUGGUGACAUCACGCUGGGGGGGCUGUUCCCCAUCCACACCCGUGGGCCCCAUGGCCUGCCCUGUGGAGAGCUGAAAAAGGAAAAGGGAAUUCAUCGCAUGGAGGCCAUGUUGUAUGCCCUGGACCAAAUCAACAGUGACCCAGAACUCCUCCCAAACAUCACUCUGGGAGCUCGCAUCCUGGAUACGUGCUCCAGAGACACCUAUGCCCUGGAACAGUCCCUCACCUUUGUCCAAGCCCUCAUCCAGAAGGACACAUCUGAUAUUCGUUGCUCCAAUGGAGAGCCACCCAUCAUUAGGAAGCCAGAGAGAGUAGUUGGAGUUAUUGGAGCAUCAGCUAGCUCUGUCUCCAUUAUGGUCGCCAAUGUCCUGCGCUUGUUUGAGAUCCCUCAGGUGAGCUACGCAUCCACGGCCCCGGAGCUCAGUGAUAACAAUCGCUACGACUUCUUCUCCCGCGUGGUUCCUCCAGAUUCCUACCAGGCGCAGGCCAUGCUAGACAUUGUCAAGGCUCUGGGAUGGAACUACGUUUCCACACUGGCCUCCGAAGGAAACUAUGGAGAGAGUGGAGUAGACGCCUUCAUCCAGAUCUCCAGAGAGGCUGGCGGGGUGUGUAUUGCCCAGUCUCUGAAGAUCCCACGAGAGGCCACCGUGGGAGAGUUUGAGAAGAUUAUAAAGAGGCUGAUGGAGACGUCAAAUGCCAGGGGUGUCAUAAUCUUUGCUAAUGAGGACGACAUCAAGCGGGUUUUAGAGACCGCAAAGCGCGCCAACCUGACAGGUCACUUCCUGUUUGUGGGCUCAGACAGUUGGGGAGCCAAGAGUACCCCAAUCCUCGAACAGGAAGAUGUAGCUGAGGGAGCCGUCACCAUCCUGCCUAAAAGAGCUUCUAUUGAGGGGUUCGACCAGUAUUUUAUGUCUCGUUCUCUGGAGAACAACAGAAGGAACAUUUGGUUUAAUGAGUUCUGGGAGGAUGACUUCAGAUGUAAACUCACCCGACCAGGGAUCAAGAUCGACCCAGACAGGAAGAAAUGUACUGGAGAUGAGAGGAUCGGUAAGGAUUCUCCUUACGAGCAGGAGGGCAAGGUUCAGUUUGUGAUCGAUGCAGUUUACGCCAUGGCCCAUGCACUCCAUAACAUGCACCAGGACCUCUGUCCGGGCUCCACGGAGGUCUGCGCCAACAUGGACCCUGUGGAGGGACGUCUGCUGCUCAGCUACAUCAGAGCUGUCACCUUCAACGGAAGUGCUGGCACUGGGGUUUUGUUUAAUGAGAAUGGCGAUGCUCCUGGUCGCUAUGAUAUCUUCCAGUUCCAGAUGACCAAUCACAGCAACCCUGGCUACCGUGUCAUUGGCCAGUGGACCAAUAAUCUGCGUCUCAACGUGGAAGACAUGCAGUGGUCUGGAGGGGAGAAGAUUCUACCAGAUUCAGUCUGCAGCUUUCCCUGCAACCCUGGAGAGAGAAAAAAGAUGGUGAAGGGAGUUCCUUGCUGCUGGCACUGUGAGUUGUGUGAUGGUUACCAGUACCAGUUGGAUGAAUUUACCUGUGAGAUGUGUCCAUUUGACAUGCGUCCUGUCCCAAACCGCACCGCCUGCCGGCCCACACCCAUCAUUAAACUGGAGUGGCACUCACCCUGGGCGGUUAUCCCUGUGGCUCUGGCCAUGCUGGGAAUUCUCGCCACCAGCUCUGUAGUACUCACCUUCAUCAAAUACAACAAUACUCCUAUUGUCAGAGCUUCAGGGAGAGAGCUCAGCUAUGUACUGCUCACUGGAAUAUUCCUGGUCUAUCUGAUAACUUUCCUGAUGAUAGCAGAGCCUGGAGCGGUGGUCUGUGCUUUCAGGAGACUGUUCUUGGGUUUGGGCAUGAGCAUCACCUACUCCGCCAUGUUGACCAAAACCAACCGAAUAUAUCGCAUCUUUGAAGAGGGCAAGAGAUCUGUGACCCCACCCAAAUUCAUAAGUCCCACCUCCCAGCUGGUCAUCACCUUUAUCCUCAUAUCUCUCCAGGUACUGGGUGUGUUUGUCUGGUUUGCUGUGAUUCCCCCUCACACCACCAUCGACUAUGAGGAGAUCCGCCCCCCGAACCCAGAGCUUGCCCGAGGGAUCUUCAAAUGUGACAUGUCAGACCUGUCAAUCAUCUGCUGCCUCACCUACAGUAUAGUUCUUAUGGUAACCUGCACAGUGUAUGCAGUGAAGAGUCGUGGAGUUCCAGAGACCUUUAACGAGGCCAAACCCAUCGGCUUCACCAUGUACACCACCUGCAUCAUCUGGCUGGCAUUUGUCCCCAUCUUCUUUGGCACAGCACAGUCCUCUGAUAAGAUGUUUAUCCAGACGACCACUCUGACGGUGUCGAUGUCACUCAGUGCGUCCGUGUCUCUGGGCAUGCUCUAUGUGCCCAAAGUCUACAUCAUUCUCUUCCACCCCGAGCAAAAUGUCCAAAAAAGGAAGAGGAGCUUUAAGGCGGUGGUGCAGGCUGCCACCAUGUCGACCAGACUGUCUCAGAAAUCUUUAAAUGAGAAACAGAACGGGGAAACCAACAAGAUUGAGCCAGACAGGACUCAGUAG
Lampris incognitus (smalleye Pacific opah) is the source of this 2637-nucleotide messenger RNA. RefSeq names its product glutamate receptor, metabotropic 6a (gene grm6a). The coding region runs from base 28 to 2637 and encodes 869 amino acids. Gene Ontology annotation, molecular function: adenylate cyclase inhibiting G protein-coupled glutamate receptor activity. The transcript has 14 exons. The record is from RefSeq and is a predicted model, not a curated record. NCBI's taxonomy places the organism in Eukaryota, Metazoa, Chordata, Actinopteri, Lampriformes, Lampridae. Gene Ontology annotation, biological process: regulation of synaptic transmission, glutamatergic; G protein-coupled glutamate receptor signaling pathway. Gene Ontology annotation, cellular component: membrane.